Penicillium daleae is the source of this 2064-nucleotide messenger RNA. RefSeq lists its product as uncharacterized. The transcript is spliced from 4 exons. NCBI's taxonomy places the organism in Eukaryota, Fungi, Ascomycota, Eurotiomycetes, Eurotiales, Aspergillaceae. Bases 1 to 2064 code for a protein of 687 amino acids. The record is from RefSeq and is a predicted model, not a curated record.
AUGGCUUCGCCUCGCCCUCACAACUUUGGUGCCCAAGGGUAUCCCCUCUCAAACGGUGCGACCCCGUCUGGUCCGGCACCCGGAGCUGUGCCACUGCUCCCAAACAAUGGUAGAGUCAUUCAGAAUGGACCAACUCGGAUCUUGUGUAUUGCGGACGUGCGAGGAAAUCUGAAGUCCUUGAAUGACCUGGCCAAGCAAGCUCGUGCGGACCACAUCAUUCACACCGGUGACUUUGGCUUCUACGAUGAUACCUCGCUGGAGCGGAUUGCAGACAAAACCCUCAAGCAUGUCGCCCAAUACUCUCCUUUGCUCCCCGAGAACGUGAAGCGGACAAUUGCACAGGUCCCCCCUCAGCAGUCGAUUAAGCAGCGUUUUACUCCUGACCAGCUACCCCUCUCCGAGUUGCCCAUGCUGCUUGACAAGCGCAUCACCCUCGAGGUUCCGGUCUACACAGUUUGGGGUGCUUGCGAGGAUGUUCGCGUUCUGGAGAAGUUCCGCUCGGGCGAGUACAAGGUGAAUAAUCUGCACAUCAUCGACGAGGCCAACUCUCGACUGCUGGACAUUGGUGGUGUUAAGCUGCGUCUGCUUGGACUGGGUGGUGCGGUGGUUAUGCACAAGCUAUUCGACAACGGCGAGGGAAAGACGACAAUUGCCGGUGGCCAGGGUACCAUGUGGACCACUUUGCUGCAGAUGGGUGAGCUCAUCGACACGGCUAACCGAGUCUACGACCCUUCGGAGACUCGUGUUUUCGUUACUCACGCCUCGCCCGCCCGUGAGGGUAUGCUGAACCAGCUCUCCGUCACUCUCAAGGCCGAUUUCUCCGUUUCCGCUGGUCUGCACUUCCGUUAUGGAUCCUCCUACAACGAGUUCUCGGUCAACCCUUCCCUUGACCACUAUCGUGGCAAGCUUGCUGCCUCCAAGGCGUCUUUCACCGAUGUUUGGGAGACCGUGCGCGGCGAGGUUGAGUCGGCCAUCUCCUCCAACGAGGCCCAAAAGACCCUACUGGACAACGCUCUGGAUGUGGUGCAGAAGAUGCCCUCCAUUGCCAACGGUGGCAACCCCUUCGGUGGCCCCGUUGCUGCUGGAAAUGCUGCCGGCCAGGUCGACGAGAGCGCCUUCAAGAAUAUGUGGAAUUUCAAUCUUGCAGAUGCUGCCUUUGGAUAUCUGGUCUUGGAGAUCGAGGGUGGCCGAAUUGCGACUGAGAUGCGGGCUCAAGGUUUCAACUUUGCCCACCGCAGCGGCAAGCCUGCGGCUGGUGGUGCUCAACCUGCCCCCGGUGCCCUGCCGGUUACCACCGCCUCUCCUGCUCCUACUGGUGCUGGUGGUCGCCCUGCCCCCUCCACCGCGCAGUUUGGUCAAGCUCCCCCUGCCAUUUCCGGCGCCGCCGCUGGUCAGCCCGCUCGUGCUUCGCCCGUGCCCGUCAUUCCCAAGUCUGCAAGCCCGCAGCCCCCUGCCGCCACCUCUGCUCAGCCCGCGGGCGAGGAGAAGAUUGCCGGUGACGCUAACGGCACCAUUCAACAAGAGAAGACUGGCGAGUCUCCGGCUCCCCGUGGUGAGAAGAAGCCCAGUAACGGACUCUUCGUUUCCAACGUCGACAGUGAACAGAAGGUCCGCGAGCUGCUCCCCGAAGAGGAUCGAGGCAAGGCUAUCAAGAUUGAGAAGUACGGCAAGUUCAACUACGUUGUGACUUUCGCGACUGUCGAGGAGGCCAAGGCUGCCCUCGAUCGCCAGCCCAUUGAUCACAAGAAACCAAGCACUGGUUCCGGCCCUCGCAAGCCCAACUUCAAGUUCUUCGAGGAACGCCCCCGCGGCCAGGGCAAUGCUGGCACUUGGGGAAGUAGCACCCGUGGCGGUGCUACCGCCGGACAGCGUGGCUACCAGAGCGCCAGUGAUAGUGAGGGUGCUCGUCGGGGUGGAUUUGCCGGCCGUGGUCGUGGCCGCGGUGAUCGGGGUCGCGGUGGCCGUGGAGGUCGUGGCGGCAGCUUCAAGAGCGGCUCGACUGACUCUCCUACCCCGUCAACCCCAUCUGGCGAUAAGCCUACUCCUUCCGGUGGUGAUUCCUAA